AAAGACUAAUCUGACGUGGGUAAGGAAGUCGGGCUGGUUCCCCGGCGCCUUCUCCCCGUUACCUCAGCUUCUCCCCUUCCUUCCCCCGGGCGAGGCCCGGCGCCCCCGAUCCCGCCAUGCUCGACUUCUUCACCAUCUUCAGCAAGGGAGGCCUUGUGCUGUGGUGCUUCCAGGGCGUGCGCGGCCCCGCGGCGGCCUGCACUGCGCCCGUGAACGCGCUUAUCCGGUCUGUCCUGCUGCAGGAGCGAGGUGGCAGUAACUCUUUCACCCACGAUGCCCUUACGCUAAAAUACAAGUUGGACAAUCAGUUUGAAUUGGUCUUUGUGGUUGGGUUUCAGAAAAUUCUGACCCUAACCUACGUGGACAAAUUGAUAGACGAUGUUCAUAAGGAGUUCCGAGACAAAUAUCGCAAUGAAUUCCAUCAGAAGGGAACCCUUGGGCUUCUCAAUGGCACCUUUGAUUUUAAAGAAGAUUUUUUACGCCUCUUACGGGAGGCAGAGGAGAGCAGUAAAAUCCGAGCUCCCACUGCCAUGAAGACUUUUGAACAGUCAGCAAAGUCCCAAAAAACAGUGAAGUCUAUGAUAGAAACUCGAGGGGAGAAACCAAAAGAGAAAGCCAAGAACAAGAAAAACAAAGGUUCCAAAAAAGAAGUUUCAGGAGCUGAAGUAGCUGCAGUCCCCAAAGCAGCACCAGCAGUGAAGGAGGACCUUCCUGUCGCAGCAGGAGACAGGGAGGAAUUGACAAAGGAUGAAAUCUUGCAGAAGAAGCGGGAGGAGUUCUUCAGGAAACACCAGAAGGGGGGAGAGAAAUCCAACAAGUCCCCAAAGCCGGACACUUCGAAGGACAAGGGGAAGAAGCCCAGAGUGUGGGAUCUGGGGAACUCUAAUGCCAAAGUACUUGAUUAUAGUAACUCCACAACCAAUGGAAACACAGACACUUGUUCCAUGGAGGAGUUCGACCAAGAUAUGGUCCUUGGGGACCGGGAUCGUGAGCCUGGCCGUCUCCGUGAUCUGGAAUAUGAGAGUGAAGAAGAAACUGAAGAAGAAGAGAAGGUGGUCCAGAACUCUUCAAGUGCAAACGUUAAGAAAGGUGGCCUUGGAGGCAUGUUUGGGAUGCUGAAGGGCCUUGUGGGUUCCAAAAGUUUAACCAGAGAGGACAUGGACCCUGUGCUGGAGAAGAUGAAGGAUCACCUGAUCGCUAAGAAUGUUGCUGCUGACAUCGCCGUCCAGCUCUGUGAAUCAGUUGCUAAGAAACUGGAAGGAAAAGUGAUGGGCACCUUCACCACGGUAACUUCAACGGUGAAGCAGGCCCUACAGGAGUCUCUGGUACAGAUCCUGCAGCCCCAGCGUCGUGUAGAUGUCCUGCGCGAUGUAAUGGAUGCCCAGCGCCACCGUCGGCCUUAUGUCAUCACUUUCUGUGGGGUCAAUGGAGUUGGGAAGUCAACCAAUUUGGCCAAGAUUUCUUUCUGGCUGAUCGAAAACGGGUUCAGUGUCCUUAUUGCUGCCUGUGAUACGUUCCGUGCUGGAGCUGUGGAGCAGCUGCGCACUCACACUCGCCGCCUCAAUGCGCUGCAUCCACCAGAGAAUUACAGUGGCCGCACCAUGGUACAGCUGUACGAGAAGGGGUAUGGAAAGGAUGCUGCUGGGAUUGCCAUGGAGGCCAUUUCAUAUGCACGUAACCAAGGCUUUGAUGUCGUCUUGGUGGAUACUGCAGGCCGCAUGCAAGACAACGCUCCCUUGAUGACAGCUCUGGCCAAACUUAUUGCAGUCAACGCCCCUGACCUCGUCUUGUUUGUGGGAGAGGCCUUGGUGGGAAACGAGGCUGUGGAUCAGCUGGUCAAAUUUAACAAGGCCCUGGCUGAUCACUCGAUGGCUCAGACCCCGCGCCUCAUUGAUGGGAUCGUGCUCACAAAAUUUGACACUAUAGAUGACAAGGUCGGUGCUGCAAUCUCUAUGACAUACAUCACUAGCAAGCCAAUCGUGUUUGUUGGUACUGGACAAACCUACUGUGACCUGCGUAGCCUUAAUGCCAAGGCUGUGGUUGCUGCUCUCAUGAAGGCCUAGCCACGUUAUUGCACCAAAUUCCUGUUUGCAGAUGUCUGUCUGGAGUCAUUUUCCCCCCUCCUGGCAUAGUGCAAAUCAGAGUGGAGGGAUGCUGGAGGAAGGGGCUGCUGCUUUGCUCCUUCCUUACUUGUUCUUCCUCAUUUCAGUCAUGCGCACUUUCCUUUAUGUGAUGAGUGGGUUUAAUUUGACCAGGAGAUGCCUGUCUUCUAUCAUGUUUUACUUAUUUAAAAUGAUCCAUGCUGGUCACGCUCAUAAGUUCUGGGUUGGGUGGGGGAGGAAUUGUCUUGCUCCAGCUAAAAGCAGUCUUUGGUAAGAGAAGCCCACUAGGUCUGUUUAAUGCAUCCAGACGGCCUUCUUCCCCUGUGUCCCUUCAUUCUACUAACAGAGGUGAAACCAAGAGCUUUGUAUUGUUCAUCCCAGUUUGUGGGUGUUAUAAAGACUUGGCCGGGGCGGGGGUGGGGGUGGUUUCUGCUCUUCCACCACCUAAGCAUCUCAGAUAUUGCUGAUAUUCUUUUGGGCCUCUGCAGCGACUCAAGAUUAUGCUUCAGUGAUGCAGAAACCAUUGGGAGGAGUUGCCUUGGCCUGUGUUCUAGCAGUAAAUUAACUGCCCUCAGUGGUUCUGUAGGGCGGACCUAGAAGCUGCCUACUGCCAGUUCUAGUGGAUCAAGUGUAACACUUGCUGCUUUGAUGACAGCAGUUCACCAAAGCUUUCAAACCAAAAAGAAAAAAAACCCGGCAAUGGGGAGUCCUGCUGCUUACAGAGAGGCUUUGGGGGGGCAGGGUGGGGGGAGGGGCGUUGAUGCCUUAAUAGAUCCUGUCUCAUGCGCAGUGGGACUCUUCAUAGCAGGGCCAUCUAGAUAGUGCCCCGGAUGAUAGCGUGUGCAAAAUUCAGGGCCUUGCAGGUUGUUUCUGAUUGCUAGCACAUGAGGAAUCCUCUAGUUUCUAAUGUUGCCUCUCCACCUGAUCAGAGAGCUGCUUCUCAUUGCACUUUUUAUUGGCUAAACCCAGGCUGAUUCACAUAACUGUUGUGCACACCACUGGCUGUGUCCAGCAGUGCUUGGGCUGAACAGGUCAGUAAUUUACUGUUCAGUAUAAGCCGUAACCAUGCACGCCACCCCCAGUGGCACGUGCUAGUUUGCAAAACUGAAGUUUGUGCUCACAAUGGAAGAAAUUGGACAGCCUCCUUAGUUUCCACCCCAGCAGAGUCCAAUCCAAGGAAGGGGGGAGAAAUACAUAUCAGGUUCCUACAGGGUCUAUUUGUGUGGACUGGUUCCAGUUCUGAUACCAUCAGAGCAGGCUGGAGGUAGUCUGUGCUGACUCCUUUCUUUGCCCAGAUAGGGCUCCAUAACUUUACUCAGAUACCAAACCUUGUUUCCACAGCAGAGGUCAAGAAUAUAAAUGGUCAGCACAAGCAUUUGCAUGCUUCCCUGCCUGCACUGGCUUCUGCUUUUCCAAACCAGUCUAUGAAAGGAAUUUUCUGGCAGGAAAACGCUGGUGGCUGUUUGCUGCUUUUCUGUCCCCUCCCCCCUCCCUUCAGAGUGCCUCUUGAUCCUGGUAAUAAAGUGCUAUGUUGAAUAAUACAAAACUCUCUAUGAAGAUGUCUCGUAGCUUGGUAUUGCAGAUGUGCUAUCUAGUGCAAUAAGUUGAAUGCUGUCUGCUAAAAAGUAAUUUAUAUAAUAAAAUUGCAUUUUAAAAAACA
Messenger RNA from Eublepharis macularius, 3762 nucleotides. It is a transcript of the gene SRPRA, whose product is annotated as SRP receptor subunit alpha. Gene Ontology annotation, biological process: SRP-dependent cotranslational protein targeting to membrane. Gene Ontology annotation, cellular component: signal recognition particle receptor complex; endoplasmic reticulum membrane. The record is from RefSeq and is a predicted model, not a curated record. NCBI's taxonomy places the organism in Eukaryota, Metazoa, Chordata, Lepidosauria, Squamata, Eublepharidae. The transcript is spliced from 14 exons. Bases 117 to 2063 code for a protein of 648 amino acids. Gene Ontology annotation, molecular function: signal recognition particle binding; GTPase activity; GTP binding.